UAACUGCUGUUCAAACUAAUUCCUUCCUAGAAUAUCAAUAUUAAGUCCUCUAGAAGUAUUUUGAUCAAAUACAAUUAAUUUUACUCAUUACAUUAUAUUCAGAAUGACUUGGGCAUGUUUGUUUAACUUUUUUUAAUUAACAUUGCAGCUGGACAAAUGGAGUACCAUAAGUUAUCCAACCAUAUUUAUCAUGCACGUGAAUUUCCAUCUCCAAGUCCAAGUUUUUAUGAAACCCCUUUGCCUAGAUCUCAGAGUGGUUCAUGGAGAAGUCCAGUUCAAUAUCCUAGCCCUACAUCAGGAAACUCAGGAACUCAUAAUUUCUCCAGGCCUUGAAAUAUGUCUGGAAAUUUUUCAGGGCACAGUUAUUACUCCAAUUCGUCACAAGGUGCUCUAUCAAGCUUCAGGCUUGGAGAAAGUCCAAUGAGUAGUGCCUACUCUGAUGUGAGGGGCAGUCCCCAUUCUCACUCAAGUGGCAGAGGCUGGCAGUACAGGGGUGGUAGCCCUAGUCCAGGCUGGAGUGGUGGAAGGGGUAGAGGAGGAUUUCAUAAUAAGGGUUAUGGUUUAGGAAGGCAAUUGGAUAGCUUUUAUGUUAAAUCAAUGGUUAAGGACCCCUGGCGUAAGCUGAAGCCUGUUAUUGGCAAUAUUCUUGUGCCCCUUUCAGGACCACAGUCUUGGCUUCCAAAAUCAAUAACAACAAAGAAAGUCAAAGUUGCUGAGAAUGCUAUUGAUAUCAAACCUAAGCAGAACCUCGCAGAGUUCCUUGCAGUGGCUUUUGAAGAGACUAUUAGUAAUGAGCAGGAAGGAGAGGGAUCGAUAGUGCCAUAUACAAAUGACCAAUCUGGUCGUGCAGGUUAAUGAGCGUAGUUAAGAUAUAGUCGAUCCACUUCCAUGUUCUCCAUACUUGCAGAAUGGAAAACCAUCCUACUUACUCUUUAGGUAUGUGAUAGUACUUUUUGUAUUUGACAGGUUGUGUCUGCAUUAAUGUAAUUUUAGUUUAAUUUGUUUUUGUGUUAAUUUUGUGUUUCAGGACCUUUCUAUGGAAAGGCAUUGUGGGAUAUAUUGAAACUGACUGUAGCGUUGUUGAUUUUUAAUUCUGUUUAUAGUAAUGUUGCUUUAGAACAGCUAGUUCUUAACAUUUUGAAAGUUCAUUGAUAUAUUUUAAAAUAAAUGCCGUUUCUAUUUAUCUUUCUUCAAGGCUAAGAGACGCUAGAAUUCUAUUAAGGAAUGUAGGUUUGAAGAUUUUGUAUGAAAUGUGUAUGUCGUGGUUUCUCGUCUUGUGAGCUGUGUAUGAAGCUUGCAGCUUUGCUUGAAAGUAUCCUUUGUGUACUUUUUAUGAAUUUCUCUUCCGUUAAAAACAUUGUUAUGAUCUGUCUUCAUUAGAUCUAACUUAUAACAUGGGAUCAAUAACUGGAUGUUUGACUUUAUCAUCCAUCAACUGCGUUAUCCCAUCCCUUUGGGAUUGACUUAAUAGUGUUAGGAUAUAUUUGAGAUAGUUUUAUGCCUGUGUUGUGCUUAAGAAUACCCCCACAAUUUUCUUUGUUGUUUUUUGCAACUAAAUCUAUUAAAAUAUGAUGGUUGUAAGAAAGCUAUUGUUUGAUGUUGUAGAAAAAAUAAUAUUUAUAAU
Molecule: messenger RNA, 1624 nt
Organism: Phalaenopsis equestris
Lineage: Eukaryota; Viridiplantae; Streptophyta; Magnoliopsida; Asparagales; Orchidaceae
Exons: 1
Coding region: 337-855 (172 amino acids)
Biological process (GO): mRNA splicing, via spliceosome; miRNA processing
Source: RefSeq, a predicted model, not a curated record